Molecule: messenger RNA, 3047 nt
Organism: Chenopodium quinoa (quinoa)
Lineage: Eukaryota; Viridiplantae; Streptophyta; Magnoliopsida; Caryophyllales; Amaranthaceae
Exons: 9
Coding region: 1239-2708 (489 amino acids)
Source: RefSeq, a predicted model, not a curated record
UUUCGAUUUCGGCGGUUUGGGGCUGGUGGUUUAGGAUUUCGAAUUCGAUUUCGAUUUCGAAUUUUAGGGUUUCGAUUGGCUGGUGGUUUGAGGCUGGUGGUCGGGGCAACAAGAAGGGGAAGGGGGUUCGUUGGCUGCGUAGGGGUGGGGGGAAAAGUCGGGGCGCCGCCGAUGAACAUUUGGUGGAAUUUUGCGGCGAAGGUGGCGGUUUAGCAGCAGGAGACCACGAGGUUAGGGGUGGUUGGCAGGAGGGGAAAUGGAGGAGGUGGGGUUCGCCGGCAUCGGGGAAAAAUUUGGGCGCCAACAAGGGGAGGGGGGAGGGUGGCUGACGCCGGGACAGGGGAGAUGGGGUGUUUGAGAUUUUUUUUAAAAGAUUUUUUUUAAUAAUUUAAAUUAUUAUUUAAUGAAAUAUGAGGCCCACUUAACGAAACCUUAACAGAUUCCGUUAAGUGGUAGCAAUAUAUACAGUUAGGGAAUUUGUGUGGUAGUAAUUUAAAAUAUUUUUUUAAACAGGUAGCAAAUGUGACACGAGGUGUUUUCGCGGGUAGAAAAUGUCAAUUUUUCCUUUUUUUUUUAAGGCACAUUUGCCAUUUGGCCAAUUUUGAUCAUAUAUUAAUGUAUACAUGAAGUCAAAAUAUAUGUAACUAGACCUGUUAGUUCAUGACCCGACUCGACCCUAUCUCUUAACCCAUUUUACUGAGAGAGAAUAUAAACCCGACCCAUCAUAAACAACUCAAAAUUUAACCCGAACUCAACCCAUUAAUUUGAAUUGACAAGUCUGUAUGUAAAUAGCCAAUAAAAAACAGAGAGAGUAAUCACCAAACUCCAUUUUCGACUUGCCAAGCCAAAAACCCAAGAGGGCCCAAGAGGACUAAUGAUUUACCUCCAAGGAUUGUAGAUAUCAUGGUCCACUCACUCUUCCAUUCUUCAUCUUUGCAAAACAAGUCAAAAACUCAGCCCAUUCCUUCCUUCCUUCUUCUCCCCUUCUAACACUAUGAAUUAUUGAAAAUUAACUUCCAGUAGAUUCAAGCAUAAGCAAAGUUGUAUUUUCGUAUUUGAUUGGGAGAAUAAAAUGUAUUGAGCAUUUGGGUGGAUUGAAACUGUAGAAAAAUGGCGGAAUGUGGGACUGUGCCAUCGAAUUUUAAGCUGCAAUUGCAAACAAAAGGGUCUUGGUUCAAACCCCAGAAUUCAUACCCCAAAAAUUUCCCAAGAGAUUAUAUGUCCGCAAAAGUACCUCUAUGGAGGUUUUGACAACUUCUAAUAUUUUUCUCAGCAGAAAUUUUAGGUCUGCAUCACUUCCUUUAUGGAGAGUCAGCAAGCGUAGUACUAUGUCUGUUUCAGUUACUUUCAGAACUCCUGUUUCUAGUGGAAGUCCCAUGAGGUGUAGCUGCUUGGGAACUAUGAUAGACUUUGAGAGUGCUGCUGUAUCUAGCUGGGUUCCCGUCAUUGACCAAGUGCUUCUGACUGCUAGUGUAUUCUUUGCUUAUAUGGCUGGAGUCAUUCCUUCUGGGGGCUCUUAUAUAAGAUCCCAAAAGAACAAGUCAAAUGACCUGCUGCUCCCUGAAAGUCCCAUCUUUUUUGGUAGUACAACAGAAAAGGAAGAUCAGCAUGGUUGUCAUUGUUCCUGGGAUGCAGUGAAAGGGAAAAUCACAAAGUCUCUUCUUGCUAUUGAAAAUGGUGUUAGUGUGGAAGAAAAUACAAAAGAAUAUGAAUUAGAUCGUGCAAAGAGGCCUCUUAAUUUGUAUGCCGUUGCUAUUGGUCCCAGAUUCAGGUUGCUUUUGUCUUUGGUUGAGCAACUUGAGAAAAUGGUUAAUGAAAUUCCAGACACAUCAACGGCUAUGGAAAGGGAGGAAUGGCUGGGUUUAUUUUCCUCUACAGUAAAGAAGGCUUGUCAAUCAGCUUUGUUUUCUUGGAUGGAAAAGGAGUUCAGCGUAGAAAAUUGCAAGCCUGACAAGGAGCUUUUGCUGUCUAUGUCAGAGAAGUUGAGAGGAGAAGAUAUCAUCUUAGGAGAUUUUAGAAAAUCCAGCAAGAUGGAUCUUUUUGCAGAUUUGAUAGGUUUUUUCAGAUAUGGUUGCUUUAAGGAGUGUAGCUACUAUGAUCAUAAUCUUUAUCCCUUACAUGGAGGUGCUAUAUUGGAAGAUCUAAUUAUUACUCUCGCUGAUGCAAUAUCAAGUAUAUAUUUGGAGGUUAUAUCUGUAGACAGUGACAUUUCUGAAAAGAUUAGUAACUUUGGGCUGUCCUUGUGUACUUUGUCGACCAGAGAUUUGCAGAAAUUAAGAAAUGAGGUAGCUAUGCGUGAGUGGAUUCACCAGAACUUUGGAGAAAUUGUAUUAAUGUAUGAGGAUCGAUUCGACCUGCGGGUACUAAAGACUGAACCUUAUCGUGAGUCGGCUGAGACACUCAAGGAAAGUCAUAGUUGGUGGAGGAGACUUACUCUGAAGAAAUCUGUACAUGUGCAGUCCUCACUACGCUAUUCUGUAGUCAGUACCUUCUCUUUGACUUUAAAGCGCACAAGGGAACUAAGGGCCCUCAAAGGAUGGAAGUACUACUUCAGCCUCAUACUCGAGUUGUCUGACAUUGCAGUGCCGAUGGUGAAAGUAAUAGUUUCUCAGGUUCGCAAUGCCAUCUCUUUCUUCCUCGUUAGCUUGAUUGGACGGUCUGUAGGACUUGUAUAUACCGGAAUAAGGCAAUCUCUACGGUGGAAAUAAAAAUGACCUCUGGAACUCCCUCAUCUCAUGCUCCAAUUUUGCUUUGUUAGCUAGUAAUAUACACUUGAGUAGAUGGAUUAUAUAGGGCAAAGCAACUUUUCUACUCCGAACCAGUGAUUCUUUUCUGGGCUAGUCCUAAGUUUAGCCCAGCUCAGUUGUUUCAGCCCAUUAUUUUUUGGUAAUUGUUGGGCCUUGAAAAUAUUAUUUGUUGUUUUAAGCAGGUGUUUGUCAUUUUUGGUGGUACUUAUUACAGCACACCUUUAUUCAAUCGAUUAAUCCCUUAAUUAUCAUUUCUGUAAAUUUAUUUUUGCAUUUAAUGAGAAGAUUGAACUUGCACCA